Penicillium angulare is the source of this 1911-nucleotide messenger RNA. RefSeq names its product FAD-dependent oxidoreductase. The transcript has 4 exons. Lineage: Eukaryota; Fungi; Ascomycota; Eurotiomycetes; Eurotiales; Aspergillaceae. The record is from RefSeq and is a predicted model, not a curated record. The coding region runs from base 1 to 1911 and encodes 636 amino acids. Gene Ontology annotation, molecular function: FAD binding; oxidoreductase activity.
AUGGCGCCUCAAUCUUUAAUAGCGGGCUUGCUUGGUGCCUUGCUCCUGGCUGUACCAGGACAAGCUACUUCUGCCGUUGGUCAACGAGUGUCUGAUAUAUCUCUGGCCGGCGCGCCGCUAUUCGAGAGCGAGACGUUCCAAGUCACCAAUAAAUCGCUCGCAGCGCUCAAGCCAAACCAGACUGCCCUUUUUGGGUUCCAGAACUCCUCGGUGGGACACAAUCAACAUAGAAAACGGUGCAGACUGUUGCCUGGAGACAAGUCAUGGCCGUCAGAUUCGACAUGGUCGCAGUUCGACGAAAUCCUAGGCGGUGCACUUAUCAAAACUGUACCCCUAGCUGCAUCGUGUUACCCAUCGUGGCCUGAGUACGACAGUGGAAAGUGCAAAUAUAUCUCUACUAAUUGGACAGUUUCCUAUGAGCAUGAUGCUGAUCCCGCCUCUAUAAUGUGGCCUUUAUUCGAGGGCCGCACCUGUCUGCCUACCGCCAUCAAUACAACUUCAACUUGCAGCAUUGGCGGAUACAGCAGCUAUGCUGUCAAUGUGAGCACCGUGGCGCAGGUUCAACUUGCUGUUAAUUUCGCUCGUAAUGCGAACCUCAGGCUCGUGGUGAAGAACACCGGACAUGACUUCAAUGGAAAGUCGACCGGGGCUGGUGGGCUUGGUGUCUGGACGCACAAUCUGAAGGAUCUCGAGUUCAUCGAGAAAUAUAACAGUUCAGGUUAUCAAGGUCCGGCUGUUAAGAUGGGCGCCGGUGUUCAGGCCUUUGAGGUCUAUGAGCAAGCUGAGAAGCUCGGCUACACUGCUGUCGGAGGCGAGGGCAAGACUGUUGGCGUCGCCGGAGGGUACGUGCUUGGUGGCGGUCACUCUCCUAUGUCUAGUGUCUAUGGUCUGGCUGCGGAUCAAGUCCUAGCUCUGGAAGUUGUUCUUGCCAAUGGACAAUUUGUGACAGUUACCGAAGAAACGAAUCCUGACCUUUUCUGGGCCAUCCGAGGUGGCGGUGGCGGAACAUAUGGCGUUGUUACCUCCAUCAUUUCUCGAGUCCACCCCAAAGUCGGCGUCACAGUCUCUACAUUCAACUUCACAACUGGUGCCAACGUCUCCAUUGAAACUUUCUGGUCCGGAGUCCGCGCAUAUUUCAAGCGAUUCCCAGCCCACGCAGAUGCCGGAACAUACGCCUACUUCUGGAUAAUAGGAACUGGUCCGAACUCGUUCCAAUUCUUGAUGAACCCUUUCUUCGCAGUGAACCAUACAUUGACUGAGUUUGAUAACCUGUUAAAGCCCUGGUUCAAUGAUCUAAAGGCUCUCGGUAUUCCAUUUACCCCAAACACAACCCACUAUGACUCCUUCCACCCCGCCUGGGCAGCUGGAUUCCCUCUCGAAACAAUCGGAAGCGUCACUAUGAUGACAGGGAGUCGUCUCUUUCCCCGGGAAAACUGGGAAGACAAUUCAAAGUUCAACGCAACAUUGCGUGCUAUUCGAUCAACCGUCAGCAUGGGCCACCCUCUCCUUGCUUUCAACAUGAAGGCUGAGCUUCCUAAUGGAUACCCGGAGGACUCUUCAAAUCCUGCCUUCCGAAAGACGCUUAUGCACGCAAUUACUUCGGCCACUUGGGCUAGCAAUGCUACUAAUUCCCAGAUCAAUGGUACGAUGAAUAACCUUACAAAUAAUGUUCUGAGUAAGUGGCGUGCAACGUGCCCUGAGGCUGGGGCGUAUAUGUCUGAGUCGGAUAUUAUGGAGCCGAAAUUUCAGCAGUCGUUUUAUGGGAGCAAUUACGAUCGCUUGUAUAAGUUGAAGCAGCGAUAUGAUCCUACUGGGUUGUUCUAUGCUCCUACAGGUGUUGGGAGUGAGCAUUGGCAGGUGAAGAGCGUGGAUGGUCUUCCUGAUCAAAAUGGUCGUCUUUGUCGUGUUUAA